Messenger RNA from Nothobranchius furzeri (turquoise killifish), 4084 nucleotides. It is a transcript of the gene ccdc73, whose product is annotated as coiled-coil domain containing 73. The record is from RefSeq and is a predicted model, not a curated record. NCBI's taxonomy places the organism in Eukaryota, Metazoa, Chordata, Actinopteri, Cyprinodontiformes, Nothobranchiidae.
CAGAAGAAGGAAACGAACUAGCUAGUUGAGUUAGCAUUUAGCCUGUUGGGCUAGCCGAAAUCCAGCUGUGCGACAAAUUUGUGAGAAAGUAAAACAGAUUUAAUUUCUUUCUUUUCUUUGCUCAUUCGCACAACACUUAUUAUUUUUUAUUAGCACGUGAGGUUAUAACUUUUAAUGGGGAAAUAUUAGGAUAAAAACGUAAAAGCUAAUUUUAAGAUAAUUGCUCAUUUUAGCUCAUUUGUUUUAAAACAAAAUUAAGAAGGCCUUAUUAAUAAUUAAGUAUUUUUAUUGUUAAGUAAAAGUCCACAAAAGUAUUUUUUUUUUGUCUUUGAGGACAUUUUGGUUAGAAAUACCAGCGACGGGAACACAACUGUUAACAGGCGGAGGAGGCCCGGUCAGACCUUUUGUUUGCCCUGAAACAACUCCAUGGAUCCUAACACCACCUCUGGGACGCUCUCCUCUCACACGGCGUUUGAAGAGGAUGUGGCGGAGCAGGAGACGUCUCUGUCCGGAUCUCAAAGAGAAACCGAAGCUGGAGGAAACAUCUUGUUACAGCUGCUGGAGUUUAAAACUCACCUUCACGAGGCUGUCGAGGAGCUGCACAUCCGAAGGGAUGCAGAAACUCGCUUUGAGCAUCAGAUCAGUCAGCUGGUGGUGGAGAAACAGGAGCUGGAGUGGGAGAAGGAAUCCUUAGAACAGCAAAUAGAAACCAUGAUGAACCAGCACACAGAGUCCCUCGCUGCAGCCAAUAAACAGUUUCAGGUCAAAUUACAGCACAUAGAGGAGGAGAAGGGGAAAUACCAGGUCACUGCUGAGUUAAAAGACAGGGAGAUUAGCAAUCUGAAGGAGGAGCUGAAGUCACUGCAGUUGCUGAAGUACAACUUGGAGAAGAAAUCAAGUGAGCUGGAACAGAAGCUAGCCCUGCAGAGUCGGACAAAAGACACCCACCUGAGCCAGCUGGGGGAGGCAGAGAAACGGUUCGGUGCUCUUUCCAGAUCAUGUGCCGUGGUCAAAAAGGCUCAUGAGAAACUAGAGCAGAAUGUUUUUGAGGCCAUGAGAAUAAACAACAAGCUGACUUCUGCCAAUCAUAAACAAGAAGAAACUAUUGUGUCACUCAAGAAGGAGCUGGACGGAGUCCGUUACAAACUCAUCAAGGAACAGAUGAAAUUUGCAAUAAAUAAAAAUACCCACAAUCCCGCGGGGCAGGAGCAGCGUUUACAGGAACUGCAGCAGAAACUCAAACUGGAAACUGAAAGGAGCAAAAAGCUCAGGGAGGAGAACAUUGCAGAACAUCGUGAGAAGCAGGAGCUGAUGAGAUUUCUGCAGCAGAACCAGCAGCUGCUGCUGAAUCAGACUCGAGCAACGACGAGACUCGAACUGGAACUACGAACCCAAACGGAAGCCUUUCAGGCCCUUGAGCGAGAACACAAAGCCGUGCGAGAGAAGAGCGAGGCGAUGGAGGACGAGGUGGGCCAGCUGACGCAGAGCUACGCAGCUUCCAGAAGCAGCUGGGACAAAGAGAAGAGAAAGAUUCAGGAUCAACUCAAGAGUGAGCAGCAAGACCUGCGAGAGAUGAACGGAGCUUACGAAGAUCUCCAGCAGAAACUCGCUGAGCUGUCUGGUCAGAGGAGAUCUGAGGAGUUUUGUGUUUCCACCAUCCAGUUCCCCUCGAUUGUGGAGGACCUUCGAGGCAAGGACAUUCUGGAAGAUCCCAUCUCCAGCUCUGAGUUGCCUGCUUUUGACUCUCCAGGCGAUCUGAGAGACUUAGGAGCCGCCAGCAGUGCAAAUGGAGAUCAAGGCGAGCUAAGUCAUCAGCCACAACAGCAACACAUCUUAGAAGAUCCAAACACACUGAAGCGCGAAUGCCCUGAGUCUUUCAGCCUCUCUAAUAACUCCGGAGGAGCCACCAAGAUGGAAAUAUUCUCUGCAUCCGGAGUGCUAACUGUGACCGAUGAGGAUCACCAGAACCACGAGUGUGGGUCUCUGGAAGGAUCUGCUCAUUUACCGACAAAAGGCACAGAUGAAAGGAAAAGAAGAACGACAGAGAAGCAGAAGAACAGAAAGCAAGAGGAAGAUGUUACAAAGCAGAAGAGCAAAGAUGGAUGUGGAGAAAAAGAGGUGAAGGAUGUAAGAAAUGCUGAAGAAAUGCGUACUACCGAUGCACAAACAGAUGGAACCGACAUGUCCGAGGGUGCCGAGGGGUCAUCAAACGCAGCAGGGGAGACCAGUGCCCCUGAAACAGAAAUAAGAGAUAAAGGAGAGCGAGAAUUGACAGAUGGAGUGAAAGAGGGAGGACAGACAGCAGAAAGUCCAGAAACACAGAUACAGGCUCUCAAAACCACUGAUAGGACUCAGAAGAGCCUCUCUCUGCAGGUCAAUGACUUCAUGGACACCGAGCCGCCUCCGGCUGUUUGUGAGUUUUCAAACUUCUCAAAAAAUCUGCCGCAGAUAAUCACCGACAAGCAUGCAGACUGUAACCGUCCAGGCAGGGAGCGCACAGUCGAUGGAAAAGUCAACGGAUUUGGUUUGGAUGAACACCAAAGUGUCAGCAGCGUGCCAGAACCUGAUGCUGAAGCUGCACACCCUGACUCACCUGUCGAGGUUCAAACUGUGCAUCAGGACCCCGAGCGAUCAGACCUGGAACACGAGAAAACAUCCACGGAAAUGUCCGGUUAUUUUCCCGCUGAAGGGCCAAGCCCAUGCACCUCUCAAACUCCGCAAAGCCACAACAUCCAAGAGAGCCAAACGAACCCAACUCAGACUGAACAUUGUGAUCCUCGUGCUGUUGUCGCCGUGGAGACAACAAAGGAAAUGUUUGGCGCGGAUGAGGAGAGCGUUUCAGUGACAAACAUGGCCGAAGCUCAAAGUCUCGAAGCCUCAGAGAAGCAGGAACGCGUGCAGCUCAGGUCUGUGGUGGAUGAAGAUGGAAGGAGUGAAAGCAGCACCUGUGAGUCUGCAGAGAGAGCUGCAGCAAAGGAGGACGUGGAGGAGCAAAGCAAAACUGAUCAAGGCUCAGGAGGUGGAGAGGGGACCAAAAAUGAUGCUGAUCCAAAGAUUUCCCAUCAGCAAAGUGGUGAAACCGCUGAAUCAUCAGAACCUGGAAGAUCGAAGAAUCAACCCCUAAAGCAGAAGAGACCUACCGAUUCUGCUGAGUUGUCGCAGAUCUCCAGGUCACUGUUUGACUGGACCGCUCAGAGGAAAACGUUCAGUGACUUCUCCGUCCUGCACGAGUUUACUCAGGGAACUCGUCUGUCUGGACGUCCGCUCGAUUCAGCCCCCGUGUUCUCCAAAACCAAACACGACAAAGCUCAGCAAAUGAUCACCCAGGCGUCGGACCUGUUCAGCACCUUCGGUGUCUCCGUGGCUGCAAGUCUCUCAAAGAGUCAACGGCGGGGAAGAGGAGUGAUGGAAGAGACCUGCAGAGAAACGGCAGAGAAGGACAGAACAUCUUCAGUGCUUUCCAUCUCCAGUUCUGCCAGUCAAGCCUCGCAGCAACCCAGUUCAGCCAGGACUUCCUGCUCACCUGUUGCUCCUGGGUCAGAGUUGGACCAGGAACCUUCCUGUUCCCUGGAGAGGGAUGACCAGCAGUCAUCACUGAGAGCACAGAUUUCCAAAAUCGAAGCGUUCCUCAACACAGAGAGGCUCCGACUGCCUAAAAGACGUCGGAUUGAGUCGCCAGACGUAUCCGGUUCUGUUCUAUGAAAUGACACAAGAGCCUACUGUUCCACAAGUUUGAUCAUUUUCAUUACAUUUAAACCCUCCAAAAGUUUCCCUUUUGUUAUAAAAAAGAUCUCAUGAUGACUGUGAGCUCUUCAGGUUUCUCUUCAGACUUCAGUUUGAGUCAGACUGACCCUUGGUUUAGAGUUCCUGUCCAUUUUGCAGCCUUACAAAUCAAAUAUGAGCUGUUGGGUGUGGGUGUGUGUGUGUGUGUGUGUGUGUGUGUGCGUGCGUGUGUGUGUGUGUGUGUAUUUGUACUUGGGAAAAAGCUAAAUUGAUUGAUUUGGAUGUUUACACUUAUGUGCUUUUAGAAAUGUUUGGAGUUGUUUUAAAGUUUAUUCAUUGUUACAGAAAUAAAAUCUUAACC